Molecule: messenger RNA, 7252 nt
Organism: Solea senegalensis (Senegalese sole)
Lineage: Eukaryota; Metazoa; Chordata; Actinopteri; Pleuronectiformes; Soleidae
Gene: rabep1
Product: rabaptin, RAB GTPase binding effector protein 1
Exons: 19
Coding region: 374-2797 (807 amino acids)
Biological process (GO): endocytosis
Cellular component (GO): intracellular membrane-bounded organelle
Molecular function (GO): GTPase activator activity; growth factor activity
Source: RefSeq, a predicted model, not a curated record
AUUAUACAGCAACUUUAAUGUUGUAUGUACUUAAUCAGUGAGCUGCAUUGACCCUUGACCCACUUUGUAACAGCUACAAGGAGGUUUGAGAUUAUGCUCUGUAAUUCAUCUGUGCUGCAGAUGAAUGGUUAAUUACAGAUUAUUUUUACAUAGAGAUUCUGAAGUGAAGGUUUUUAAGAGAAAAUGAAGGUGACUCCUUUGAUUCAACAAGAUUUCAACAACAUCCCUGCUGCUUGAAUUCUCCCGGGACAAAUGAGCGCUGCUCCAGCAGAAAGUGGCAGCUCUGGAGCAGGAGCGGGCCGAGUUCAUCCGACUCAAGCAACAACUGGAGGCCGAGUUCAACCAGAAACGAGCCAAGUUCAAAGACCUGUACAUGUCCAAGGAAGAGGAGCUGAAGAGGCAGACUGUGGCGCUGGAUGGCGCCCAGGCCGAGCUGAGCUCGAUCCAGACCCAGCUGACUCUAGCUCACGCAGAGAUCGAGACCAUCAAAGAGGUGGCCACCGUGUCGGAAAACACCAAGCAGGAGGCCAUUGACCAGGUCCGCAGCCAGUGGCAGGAGGAGGUGGCGUCGCUGCAGGCCAUCAUGAAAGAAACUGUGUGUGAGUACGAGGUCCAGUUCCACCAGCGCUUGGAGCAGGAGCGAGCCCAGUGGAACCAGUACAGAGAGGCAAUGGAGCGGGAAGUGGGCGACCUGCGCCGCCGCCUCACUGAGGGCCAGGAAGAGGAGAACCUGGAGGACGAAAUGAAAAAAGCCCAGGAGGAUGCAGAGAAGCUGCGUUCAGUGGUGAUGCCCAUGGAGCAGGAGAUCGCAGGCCUGAAAGCCAAACUGACCACAGCCGAGGAGCGUGUGAAAGAACUGGAGGCCUCCAAGGUCAAAGAGCUCAAUCACGUCCUGGAGGCGGAGAAGUCGUGUCGCACAGAUCUGGAGAUGUACGUGGCUGUAUUGAAUACGCAGAAAUCAGUGCUGCAGGAAGACGCUGAGAAACUACGGAAAGAACUUCACGAAGUCUGUCACAAGCUGGAGUUGGAGCGGCAGCAACACAAUCAGCUCAAACACACGUGGCAGAGAGCCAACGACCAGUUCCUGGAGUCCCAGCGCCUCCUCAUGAGGGACAUGCAGAGGAUAGAGAGUGUGCUGUCAUCUGAACAGCUCCGCCAGGUGGAGGAGAUGAAGAAGAAAGACCAGGAGGAGGAUGAAAAAGAGAGACUGAGCCAAGUGAAAGAGCUGCACGAGGAGGAUGGGGGAGACAACACCGAGCCGCUGGAGGACUUGUACCUCGGGCUGAGCGUCGACGAGCCUCAUGCCAACCACAGCUCCCAUGGCUCGAUGCACUCCUUAGACACUGACACGGUGGCUGGCGGCCUCAUGGACCCCUACAAAGAAAACCUGAGGCGGGUUCAGUCCACGGACAGCCUUGGCUCCUCGCUGUCUGCCCAACAGGGCCUUGGUGGCCAGAACCACAAAGCUAAGUCGGCCAGCCACUUGGACGAGUCGGACUUUGGGCCCUUGGUGGGGGCCGACUGUGGGGUGACGGACAGUAGUUUUGGCGAAACGUCGUCCAUCAGCUCGAUUAAGCUGACGGCGAGCCACUUCCUGCUCACUAAGGACCAGGAGAAGGCCAUCAAAGCCAUGACACCGGAGCAGGAGGAGACGGCGUCGCUGCUAUCCAGCAUCUCACACACCACUAACACUGCCUACUUACCGCCUGCUGGCUACCGACUGGUCAGCGACAGCGAGUGGAAUCUGCUACAACAGGAGGUGAAAAACGCUGGCAGGAAGCUCGGCCGACGUUGCGACAUGUGCUCUAACUACGAGAAGCAACUACAGGCCAUUCAGGGUCAAGAGGCUGAGACACGAGAUCAGGUGAAGAAACUCCAGGUGAUGCUACGUCAAGCUAACGAUCAGCUGGAGAGGACGAUGACAGAGAAACAGAGUCUGGAAGAUUCGGUCAAGUCAGGCAACGAGGAGACGACUGCUAAGGUUUCUGCCCUCAUUCAGAGAGUCCAGGAGUCUGAAACACUGCUCAGCACACUACAACAAGCCUUUAGUGACGCUAAGAGGAACACACAGGAACAGAUGGCGGUGCUGGUGAAGUCGAGGGAGCAGGUGGCAGAUGAACUGAGUCGACUACAGAGAGACAACGAGAGCCUGCAGGGAAAACACAGGCUACACGUAGAACUGCAGCAACAAGAGGAUUUCCAGAUGCCCAACACUGUGCAAGAGCUGCACGGGCUGGUGCUGCGGCUGCGUGACGACAUGGUGGCGUUACGGACGUCGGCCGAUCACAUGGAGGAGAAGCUGAAAGCGGAGAUUCUGUUUCUGAAGGAGCAGAUCCAGGCCGAGCAGUGUCUGAAGGAGAACCUGGAGGACACGCUGCAGCUGGAGAUCGAGGGCUGUAAGGAGGAGAUAGACAUCUUGGAAGCUUCUUUCUCCAGUUUGAAGACAGAGCUGGAGAGAAUAAAAACUGAGAAGGAACAGUUGCAGCGCAGUUUAGCGGAGAAGACCGAGACACUGGAGAACAUCCAGGGAAUGAGGAUCCGCCUGGAGCAGCAGCUGAAAGAGCUCAACACUGCAAAGAGUGCACUGGAGAGUCAGGUCCUCGACGAGCGGGACAAGGCUCAGCGGCUGCAGACGGAGCUGGACGUCAGUGAACAGGUCCAGAAGGACUUUGUCAAACUUUCUCAGACUCUUCAGGUACAGUUGGAGCGAAUACGACAGGCGGACUCCUUGGAUCGUAUCAAAGUAAUCCUCAACGACACCAACUUGACUGACAUCAACCAGCUUCCAGAGACAUGAUACCACUGAGUGAAAACUGCCUUCAGUUUCAUUCCCCUCUUUUUUCUCAAUCACUGGCCCAAUAACAUUAUUGAUCCGACCCUUCCUCCUCCUCCUCCCCAUAACCGCCGUGGACGAAUCCGGAGGAACAAGGACAGACGCGGCACGAGGAGCUCAUGACCGUCUGUGUACAUUUUAAGUCAUGGAACACACCACGGACAGGAAAGAUGAAGAAGAACACUACUUAAAAAUGAAAAAAAAUGUAAAUAACUAAAUGUGUGACUGUGGAUGGAGAGAGUGGACGUCCGUCUUUCUGUGGGUCUGUCUGUGUCUUAUUUCUACUGUAGAUACGACUGUCUGUGUUAGGCUCAACCAAAAAAAAAGGUUUGUCGUCUUCUGAAGCACUUUUCAUCUGCAACUCUCCAGGUAAAUAGAAAACGGACACAUGACAUUUUCUCCGUCUCUUCUCACGGCGGUUGAUAAUCUCUGCUUCUCUGUUCCCACUCAGUUUUUCCUCCUUUUUACUGUUGCAUUUUACACCUCUUUCUGGUAAUUUCACCCCAUAAUUACAAAACACCCAUGAAGGAUGGAAAAUACUUGCACAUAACUCAACUAGGAUUAAAAAAGAAAGAAAGAAAUAAGAACAUAACCCAAAAUAAGCAAUACCCUCAAUUUCUCUAACAUCCUCUACUUUAUCUUGUUUUGCGCUUGACGUCUGACAGAAGUGUUUUGUUGUUUUUUUCUCUUUUUAAAGCUGCAGAAAUACAGUGAAGAAACAUUACUUUUGUUCAGAAAUGUGGGUUUAAACUGUCAACAAAACACUAGUUACGCCAAUAGAUUUAAGGUGAAAGCUGCUGUCAGUGAUGUCAUCUUUUUGGCUGACUUCUUACUUGUUCUUCCUGUUACACUAAAGUUCCUGAUCAAAGUUUGAACAGAGAGAACAAAUUGUGUGUUAAACUGAGACCAAAAUGUUGAAAAUCUCACUUCUCUAUGUUUGUAUUCUGUAUCAACACUGAAAAACAGCAACGUUCCUCUGCUUUGGUCCCCACUAAAUCGUAGUGGGUCAAAACAAGGCGUCGAUUAUGGUCAAUGUAAUCUCACUUAUACUUUAAAUAAGGAUCCCUGGUGAGGUGAUAGAGUUUGACUGCUGAUCUAUGGUCGGAUAUUUGAGAUUAGGAUUGAGACUUUCUCCUGAUUGGAUUAAAUGUUGUGCGACAUGUCCUGAGACUGAAAGACCCACCAUGUCACUGAGUUAUUAAAUACAGAUUUUAACUUAAAGCUGUAGCAGUAGCUCUGCAUGACUCUCUUUGUUUCUCAGUAUAGUUGUAUCGACAGUUGGAGUUCCGACUUUAAACACAGAGAAACACAGAGAAGUUUCUGAAGUAAACCCAGAUUUUACAGUUUAAAUUGAUAAAUGUUUCUUGUCCCCGCCCGCCCCUGCUCCACUGCUGUCUACACGCAAGCGCUCCCUCGUUCAGGUCUGAUGGUGUUGCUUGUCGGAGCCUGUUUUUACAUGAAGGAAGCGCCAUAAAUGUAACUUUACACAGUCUCUGUGUAUGAAGACCAAACAACGACAACGACAACAAAAAUCACACUGUAGCUUUAAAAGACUUCACUGACAGCAGCUUUAAAGUGGUGACUUAAAGAAAACAGACCAAUCAGCUGUCCACAUGAGUCAAUAAGUGUACAUGGAAAACAAAAUCAAUUUUAAUACACUUUACUCCUUUUUAAUGUUUGCCAUUUGCAUUGACUUUGGAUUGAGUUUCCUAAUGAAGCUCUGAAAUGAAAGCGGGUGGCUUUUAAAUUGUAAUGGAGACACAUUAUAGCACAGUGUGUGAUGAGGUCAGGGGUCAAAAGCAAGUCGCUCGUACAGGAAAUAGCUUUUAGGAAAGCUCAGAAUGGUGGCGGGAAAAAAAGACAACAAAAAGCACUGUCCACUCUCCCUCCUUGGUUGGUUUCUGCAUCAAAUGUAUGCGGACAAAUGUUCUCCUUCCUUUGCGUAGUAAUGGUGCGGUCCAGUUGUAGUGAGAAUUUGGAAUUUCUGAGUUCCUCGUGAGAAUUUUCAACUGGAAUGCCACCUCAAGUCGGAGCCACCUCACAAAUUCUACUUCUUUUACUGUUAAUUGAACUUCUGUCUUAUUUGUUUCCCAUUUAAUCAGUGGUACACACAGUACGGUUACAUUUUUAAUCCGUGGUCCACGUUGCUGCGCUGUUUGUGCGAGUAAAAAUCUUGUAGUCUGAGAUAGCUGCGUUCAUAUUUUUCCCGACUUUUCAACUGGAACACAUUAAACUUUCUGACAUAAAUGUAAGCUUUCGCCAUUUGGGCUGCGUUAUAAACACUAUGGCGCAAGAUGGCUGCCUCCAUAAAGGCCUCCAACAAUAAAACGUACAAAAGGUGUAUUCUAAGGCUACAACAACCAAACAAUUACCAUUUUUAAGCAUUUAUGCACUUAUACAAACAUACUAAAUGGGUGGGAUUUUAAGUUUCUGCCAAUAAAUUCUUCCUAAAUGUUACCAAGGUUCCCAAAGGUCCUUAAAUAGACAUUGAAAGUCUUGCUUGAUGUACGUAGACUACACCUGCACAGAGCAAAUGUUGUGGACACUGUCUUUCUCUGACGUGCAGAACAACGAGUGAGUAACGUUAAGCAAAGAGAGAGCAAAUGUCAACGUGACACCUAGGAAAUGAAAACUCCCAAGAUCUCUGUCUCACCAAAGAAAAUCAAAAAAGACUGACAUUGACCAAGAUCCCAGAGACAAUCACUUGUCCAGAUGCAGAGCGUGCUGCAAAUCAAUAAAAGUGGACGCCAUCAUGGGCGAAGACGCUCGUUGCAUCUUAGGCUGUGUCAGCACAUUCGGUCCUUGAAUUUAAGUGAAAUUCCUUGAAUUUGAUUACACACUUGACCUUUAAAAGAUCUUUUUACGACUAUGGGGGGAUGGGGAGCAGUGUAAGAUGCUGUGGAUUUCAGAUUGAGAGGAAAAAUCUCUUUAAAAGAAAACCCUGCAUUGAAUGAAUUGUCAAUGUUUUCAUUAACAUGUCGAGUGUGAAUCAUUUCUGACGAGUGUGCACUCAACCUGUGUGCUUUGAAUAAAGUUGGUGACUCUGGCUGCAAAUGUGGGUUUCAUGGAGAAAAGAAAAGGAAAGCAAAUGAAUUUUGUCCUGCGGUAAAAUUCUUCCUGAAGUUUGUGAAGGGGAUUUUCUCUAAAUUCUGAGUUAGACAUUUAACAGUACAGCAGCAUGAUCACUGUUUAUUUUGUUUUGUUUGUUUACAUGCAUGUAUUUCAUUUCCAUGUGUUGCUUAUGUCUGAGCUGUUGAUAUGUUGAGUUGAUAUUUAUGACAGAGUCGUGCAGUGUGUGCUAUGACAGAAUGGGAAUGUGUGGGCGAGCGAUCAUGACUUGCACUGAGAGAACACUGUACGUCGUUUUGAGUCUUGCGCCUCACAUCGUGUUGCGUUUGCGUCGAGAGCCGGUGGUGAAUUUAGAGUAUAAAGGCUUUGACCGUGUGAUUCCUGCACAUUAUUUUCUCCGACAGCGUCAUUGCAUUGGCUUGGUGUGUUUUCAAUUGUCUCUUUAAAUUAAUUUAACAUUUAUGUCCGAUGUUAACGCUUUACAAUACAGUACAGUAAAGGGGAAGUGGUAAUAUGGUAAAACCAUCUUAUUUCUACAGUUGUCACCAAUUAAUAGCUUGGUAAAAGAAGGGUUCAAGCAUCAAAAAAUAAAAAAAUGUGUAUUGUAUUUGUAUUUCACUGCAGUUUUUCCCAAAUGUUCACACUAAACUGUUUUGACCCAACAACUUUGUGCAUAAUUAGCAACUCAUAGCCAUAUCUGGAACAACUAAUAUUAUGGUAAUUAUUAUAUUAUAUUAUGCUAUAUUGGGCAUGUCAUUACAGUAAAAUCAAAAAGUUUCCAGGUUUCCAGUCUCAGGUUUUGACUAUUUAACACCCCCAAAGUUAUUUGAAAUAUAUAAAGUAGGUCAUGAAGUGAUGUUUUUUCUGUAUAUAAAGUCAAUUUAAACUAAUGCAGACACAAACAAUGGUGGCUUCUCUGUCUUUAGACUCAAUGACUGUGAUUUUGCCUCCUUAUUAACACACAAUUUCCACUAUUGUUACCAAGCUGGAAAUUGCAUUAUAAAUAAGUUGGUAUUAUCAUAAUAUCAUCUCCCUAUUACAACAUUUUCCCAUUAUUACCAUGUUGUUAUUGCACUAUAAUGUAAAGUUUAACCAUCUAUUGCAAUGACCCAUUUUGUGGUCGCCGCAGACAUUUUCUAAAUCACUGUUUUUAAACUCAAGAGUCGCCAGGUUUUUCUAAAUAUUUGCUCUUUCACUGAAAAACAAUCGGAGUUUAGAGUUGGUAGUGUGACAGACUUACAGUAUGGUCUGAAAGCUCACACUGUGUCACCACAAACUUGCUUUUUAUUAGAAAAAAAUACAAAAUAGCAAUUCACGUGGACUAAUAAUAAAGCACUUUCAAAGCCCCAA